AGUAGCGAGAGCAGGUGUUUGUGAAACGGGAGAGUUACCAUUGCGCAUCCAACACGGCCAGUCAGUCAGAGCUGACAGUACUAUUUCCCUUUGUAAGGUUGACUGCAUGCACACCCGAUCACCACAAGUCACAGGGCAACGCAGUACAGCAUGUGAGUGUAUACCAAGCGGUAGAAACCAGGUCAGGUCAUGUGUUGAAUAGACGUUCUACAUUCACGUAUCCCACACUGCUUGUAUUGUACAAUUGAUGUGUCAUCGCAUUCAUUAAGACUCAUUAACCACGCGAUCAUGUAUCCAAACUAUAGCAUUAUAUGCAAUACAGGCAGUCAUUUUAAAAGAAAAGAUUCAAUUACGAUACACACGAUACGACCACAACACAGACUGUCACAAUGUUAAAUAUGUAUGUGUCACGCUAGAUUCAGUUGCGAUACACACCGCAGGCCACAACACAGUCUGUCACAUUGUUAUAUAUGUUGGGAUAUUCAUACACGGUACUAACCACAGACGCCUGAUUCUUAAAGUAAAAAUUAGUUUGUGUUUGCAGCUGACUUUAGGAGACGACACUAUGGCCUUGCAGAAAGAGAGUCCAAGAUCCGACCCAGGGCCAGAAAGUGUGUUUGCUCCCGAGAUUGCGUUGGUGGAUCUCAACAACUCUAAGGGCCAUGGCUUUAAGUGUUAUCAGUACGAGGGUAUAUAUUGGAGUUUGUGGCCUCGUCAAAUAUCCAAGGGGAAAAAUCCAGUCGAAGAAUUCAAACGUCUAAAAGAAUGCACAAUGGAAGAGGAUGACAUCAUCAUAUGUGCAUAUGCCAAAUGUGGAACCCACUGGCUGUGGGAGGUUAGUGAGAUGCUCAAAAGUGGAACCAUUCAGUAUAAGAAGGAGAUGAAAGAGACCCGAAUGAUAGAGUUUAUACAAAAAGAGGGAAUCGACAUUCUACAAAAGCCCAGAAUACUGAACAAACAUCUUCUUCUGCGCAUGCUCCCUACACAGGUCGUGGAGAAGAAGGUCAAGUGUAUCCAGAUCAUGCGCAAUCCUAAAGAUGUAUGUGUGUCUUUUUACAACCACAAGAAGAACAUAUUACCUUCCAUUGGCUACGACGGGGACUUCGUGGAGUUCACAGAGGCGUUUUUGUCGGGGAAAUUGCCGUUUGGAUCCUACCACAACUACCUGCUGACAUGGCAGAAAGAAGUAGCCAGAGAACCGAACCUACCUGUACUCACCCUGCACUAUGAGGUCAUGAAGAAUCCUGUCAGGUGUAUAAAAGACAUUGCCACAUUCCUGAAUAUUACUGUAACAGAUACAUUCUGUGAAGGUAUAGCCGAGGCGUGCAGCUUUGAUAAAAUGAAGCAGUUUGACAAAGAGGAAAAGCACAUACAUUUGUCACUCUGGAAGGAAGGAUCUGGGGGGUCCUUUUACAGGAAAGGUGAGGUUGGGGACUGGAAGAACUGGUUCACGGUUGCAGAGAACGAGAAAUUUGAUCGCAUUUGGAAUGACAAAAUGAAGGGAUCUGGCAUCCAAUUCAUGUACACAUUGUGAGACUGUACAUUGGUGAAUAAUCGUUUGUCAAAGUGCUGAUGAAACUUUUCAUCAGCUAUUCCAAGAGGCAUUCCAUUGUGAUGAGGAAGACCCCAAACCCUUCCGUAUUUGAUAAUAUAUUGCAGUUAUAAAAGAUAAACGGUUUUGAGGUGGUCCAAUAAAAGCCUGAUCAGGAA
Messenger RNA from Haliotis rufescens (red abalone), 1710 nucleotides. Its product is annotated as sulfotransferase 1B1-like. The transcript has 6 exons. Gene Ontology annotation, biological process: sulfation. Bases 566 to 1534 code for a protein of 322 amino acids. Lineage: Eukaryota; Metazoa; Mollusca; Gastropoda; Lepetellida; Haliotidae. Gene Ontology annotation, cellular component: cytoplasm. The record is from RefSeq and is a predicted model, not a curated record. Gene Ontology annotation, molecular function: sulfotransferase activity.